This is a messenger RNA of Arabidopsis lyrata subsp. lyrata, 1239 nucleotides long. Its product is annotated as exonuclease DPD1, chloroplastic/mitochondrial. Gene Ontology annotation, molecular function: nucleic acid binding; 3'-5'-DNA exonuclease activity. Bases 155 to 1105 code for a protein of 316 amino acids. Gene Ontology annotation, cellular component: cytoplasm. Gene Ontology annotation, biological process: DNA catabolic process. The transcript has 4 exons. NCBI's taxonomy places the organism in Eukaryota, Viridiplantae, Streptophyta, Magnoliopsida, Brassicales, Brassicaceae. The record is from RefSeq and is a predicted model, not a curated record.
UCUUCUCCUUUCCGAUUCAUUUUCUCCCUCUGGGUCAUUUCGAUUCUCACAAAUUAAAGACAAAAUUGGAAUAGUCAAUUGUCUUCACGAACAGAGGAGACAUUGUCUCUUUGAUUCUUGAGCUUAUUUGGGGUAGAGAAAGAGAGAGGAUCUGAUGUGUGUCUCAAUCUCGCAAGUCUCUAGAUUCAGAAUCCAUUCAUUUGGAAGUUCUUGCUGUGAACGUGUUCAUGGCUGGAUCAAGAACAGCUCAAGCUUGAAGCUGCUUGAUGUUAGAGCUUCCUCGGUUGAUGGUAAAGCAAGAUGGAUCAGGCGGAACGUGAGUACAACUACACAAGGUAGUAGAGGCAACAUUAAGAGCAGUGUGUUGGGAGGAACAGUUCCUCUAACCAGGAUUAUAGAUGAAGAGAGUAGAACCAAGGUACAGCCUUUUGGUAAUCUUCAGCAACGGCUUGCGCAAGAUAAAGAUCUGCCUAAGCUCCUCACGGUUAUUGUCUCUGAUCUUGAGACAACUGGCUUGAAUCGGAAGAGGGAGCGGAUAAUUGAAAUUGCAGCUCAGGAUUUAGCUGGUGGUGGGUACAGCACAUUUCAGACUCUGGUUAACCCGGGUGAUGUUCCUGUAACUAAUACAGAUAUCCACGGAAUCAGGACUGAUAUGGUCUGUCGACCCGAGGUUCCAAGGAUGGAAGAGCUGAUUCCGAUAUUUCUGCAGUAUGUUGAGAGUCGACAGAAGCCUGGAGGUUAUGUGAUGUUAGUUGCACACAACGGCAAAUCAUUUGACUUCCGGUUUUUGAUCAACGAGUUUAACCGUUGUUCUUAUGAGAUUCCUCAUAAUUGGUUGUUACUCGACUCGCUCCCACUCGGUAGAGAGCACAUGAAGUCUUUAGACCCAACGGGUAAGCCAAAAGCAUCGUUAAAAGUUCUUCAAGAACACUAUAGUCUUACAAGGGAAGGUGACGCUCACAGAGCUUUGUCAGAUGUGUUACUCUUAUCUAAGGUGUUCCAGAAACUCACCAUUGAUCUCAAGCUCUCACUCUCUGAUCUCGUCCUCCGCUGUCACACUGCAUCCGAUAUCAUUGCUGUCAUGGCCAAGAACAAGAAGGCCUGAAACAUUUUAGACAUAGCUAUAAGCUUCUUUUGGGAUAUGCAUCUCUCAUUCUAUUGUUGAUGUAUCUAACUCUGCAAUUAUGUAACCAAUUAUUUAAUUUGAUCCUAAAAUAAAAUCAACUAGAUUUGAACCCA